Messenger RNA from Platichthys flesus (European flounder), 2127 nucleotides. RefSeq names its product serine and arginine rich splicing factor 10a (gene srsf10a). NCBI's taxonomy places the organism in Eukaryota, Metazoa, Chordata, Actinopteri, Pleuronectiformes, Pleuronectidae. The record is from RefSeq and is a predicted model, not a curated record. Gene Ontology annotation, molecular function: nucleic acid binding. The transcript has 6 exons. The coding region runs from base 750 to 1523 and encodes 257 amino acids.
CUGUACGUGCGUCUUGGUCUCUGAGCAUGCUCAGUGCGUCCAGAACACGUUGACCACGGAGCUAGCGUUAGCUUGUGUUAGCUCGUGUUAGCUGCAGCAGAGCUCCGGGCUUUGUGGGGGUAGAAACCCAGCUGUAAUAAACCAAUUCCCGGCCACUGUAGUGUGUAAGGGGCCGGUGAACAUGGCCAGGUACCUGCGGCCUCCUAACACGUCUCUGUUCGUCAGAAACAUCGCUGACGAGUCCAGGCCAGAGGAUAUACGACGUGAGUUUGGUCGUUAUGGGCCUAUUGUAGAUGUCUACCUUCCGCUUGACUUCUAUACUCGACGGCCAAGAGGAUUUGCUUACAUUCAAUAUCCUUUAUUCUUUUAAUUUCAAGAUGGUGUUCUUUUUUUAAUGAGGAAAUGUUAAGUAUGAAAGAAAUCUCCCUAUCCGAGGCAGUGGAACCUGACCUGAUUUGUUUAUUUGGGGAGAGGUCACUCUUAUUAUUGUUUAUGCAUAUGUUGAUCCCAUUGUGUAGGAAUGUUUUUAUGUGAAUAUUUUAACAUGUUUUUUGUUAUCAAAGAUACUGUUUUCAAAUUCCAAUCUAUUCCUAACCAAUAUUUCCUCUGUUGUUGCCUUAGAAUGGUAAAGAUACAGUUCUGGACACCCCACACCAAAGAAAAGUUGAAAGAAGUAGAGUAGAUUCAAGCCAAAGACACCCAGGCGACAAGCAGUAGUGGAAUUGGGAAAAUAAAGAGAGAGCAAAAGCAUGAAGAUACACAGAGGAGAAAAGAGAGCACCCAGGCUUCCGUUUGUCUACCAAAGGAAGGGAGGAAAAGAAAAAGUGUUUAUUGUUGGGCAAAGACAAGCAGGAAACCUCAAGUUCUUCUGCCAAGACAAUAAAGAUCAAGCUGAAGGUCAAAGGUCAAGCAUGUUAAAGUUCAGCACGUUUGAAGAUGUCCGCGACGCAGAAGACGCGCUUCACAACCUGGACCGUAAAUGGGUUAGCGGACGUCAGAUCGAGAUUCAAUUUGCCCAAGGAGACCGCAAGACACCUAACCAGAUGAAGACGAAGGAGCGCAGUUCCCCUCGCAGCUCCUCCUCUCGCCAUGAGGACGAGCGGGACAGCCGCCGCCGCCGAUCCCGGAGCCGCAGUUACGAUCGCCGCAGGUCCCGGAGCCCCUCCUACGAACGCCGGCCUCGGAGGUCGGAGAGCCCUCGAGAAUCUCGGUCCUACAGUCGACACAGACGGAGCCGAAGCCAAGAAAAUGACAAGUACAGAGGUCCUCCCCGUGAUCACCACAGAGCACACCAUGACCGAGGGUCACGCAGCCGCUCUGGGUCCCCCUCCGCCUCCAGAUCCAGGCCCAAAGUUAAAAAGAGCCAGUCCAGGUCCCACAGCCCGGCUGAGGCUUUCCACCCAAACUCCAGCUCCCAGAAACAGUCGGUGGGACGCUCUCCAUCCCGCUCCUAUUCUAGAUCCAUGUCUCGGUCACGCUCUCGCUCCAGAUCCUGGGCUGGACGCAAGUCUGGUGGUCACUAAUUCUCUGGCCUUCCAAAGCCCUUGAGGAUGUUACUCUUCAACUUAUGAUAACUAGUGUUAUGCUCUUUAUUUGAGUUUGAUUAUCAUCACAUUUUAGAAGGGGCUGUUGCCAAAGGAAAGAGCAGUAGCAACAGCUUGGAUGUUAUUUUUAUGCUUAGCGAAAACUGUUCUUGUUUUUAAGUAAUUCAUGAAAGCACAGGCCAGGUGGAGUUCUUUUCGACGUGUGUGAUGUUGAAGGGUAAGAUGUCAUGGGUACUAUCAUUUUUUUUUACUUUGAGUAUUCAAAACAUACCAUCAUAUUCUUGUUAAUAUGCCUGUUUCCAUUUGGUGUGUUAUGUUAAGGAAUAAAAAACUUUGAAAUUGAACUGUGUUUAAAUAACCCGACCCCACAAAGACAUUCAUAGCCCCUGAUGUAGUGUACUACCCAUCGCCUGCUGUGGCAGUGGAUGAAUGGGAUGUGGUCAGUUUGUUGUUACUGUGUCUAGUACUUUAUAAUUUAACAAUAUGUAAGAGCCAGGUCUUCAUUCUAAUGUACUGUCAUGAGUGACUUCCAAGUCACAUACUUGUGACUGGUGUGUUUAACCAAUAAAAACUUUAAAUUCUG